This is a messenger RNA of Aspergillus saccharolyticus JOP 1030-1, 2721 nucleotides long. Its product is annotated as putative kinesin family protein (KlpA). The transcript is spliced from 6 exons. Gene Ontology annotation, biological process: microtubule-based movement. NCBI's taxonomy places the organism in Eukaryota, Fungi, Ascomycota, Eurotiomycetes, Eurotiales, Aspergillaceae. Gene Ontology annotation, molecular function: microtubule binding; microtubule motor activity; ATP binding. The coding region runs from base 201 to 2552 and encodes 783 amino acids. The record is from RefSeq and is a predicted model, not a curated record.
CCUCCGCCUCCUCCGCCCUUCCCUCCUGGCAUGUCGCACUCAGUCUCCACUUAAAUCUGACUGAUUUUCUUUCGCCUGGCACAUCCCACGCUUCCCAAUCCGCGACCUUGCCUUGCGCAGGGUUUUGUCCUCGCCUGCUGUCAGUUCCGUCCUUAGAAUCCUCGUCAGUGGCCAGGCCCUGGUGGCUCCCUGCUCUCACCAUGGAAAACGAUCAUAUGCUUCAGUCGAAGACAUCUUCCCGAACUCGCAUCCCAACAGCCGGUUUGAAAGAGAUGAAUCCGGCUUCCACAAAUGCCCUCUCGAGGCUUGUGCAGCCCGGUACUAUUGCCGAUGCCGUGACCAGUAAGACUUCGGGCCUGUCGCAGACAGGUCGUCCACGAAGCACAACCCAGUCGGGCACAACGUCGAGAUCCCGUAUUGCCAGCAGCACAGUCAAAACACAUGGUCGGGCGAACACAUACAGCGCUAAUACCUUAGGCCGAUCUGCUUCUACCGUUUCACGCACAAAGUCGACCGUCUCGUCCACAACCGCGCCCAUGGCGCGACCGCACACGAGCAUGUCGCGUUCACACACCGUCAGCAACACCCGGAGGCCAAUGGCCAAUGCGAUUCCCCGCGCAGCCACGGCAAUGGGCUCUCGUGAAAAAGAGGAAGUGGAGGGUACCAUACUUGGAAAACGUGGCGAGUGGGACCUGGACGUCCGAGAAAAACGAAUGUAUGACCUUGUACGAAGCAUGGAAGAACGUGUCAGUCAACAGGGACAAUCGAACACAACAUUGAAAGAUGCGGUCGAUCUUUACAAGUCUAGAGUGACGGAAUUAGAGACAUCAUCAAAAGAGCUUACAGAAAUGAAUGUCACACUGCGAAUCCAAAUAGGCUCAUUGGAGAAUCAACUGUCUGGAUCCGAGAAGGCCCUCAAGGACGCGCAAAGAGACCACGAUAUAAUGAUCGAAGACUUCAACGCCCGACGACGCAUGGAGUUGGAGACAGUACGGCUGGAAGGCAGAAGAGAAAUGGAAACAAUGCACUCGCGACAUCAACAGGAAAUUCAGGAACUCAGAAAACGCUUCGAGAAUGAGCUGGAGGGCGAAAGAGCUGCCCGCGUGCGCGAGUUAAGUCAGGUCACUUCGCAAUCUGCACUUGACACGCAGCGAUCGCAUGCCGAGCUUGACAAGAAGGAACGAGAAAUCGUCACCUUGCAACAUGAUAUCCACGCCCUGAAGGCCGAUCUCGAGCGUGAGCGCAAGGCCAAUAGGGAUCUCAGGCACAACCUGGAUGCAGCCAGCACAAACACCGUCACAAUGGAGUCCUCCGUACGUGCUUUGAAAGCCCGCAUCGAAUUUCUUGAGUCCGGUCGCGAGGAGCAAUCUCAGGCUUUUGAGCGGCUGAACCAGCAAAUGAUGGACGCACUGGCUGAAACAAAUGCCACCAAGGAGAAGCUCCGCAAAGAGGAGACUCUGAGAAGAAAGCUUCACAACCAGGUGCAAGAGCUCAAAGGCAAUAUUCGAGUCUUCUGUCGAGUCCGUCCAUCGCUGCCUUCGGAUCCAGUCACACAGGUCGCACAGAUCCAGUUUCCAGAUGAGGCAGAAGAUUGCAAAGAGAUCGCUGUGCUGGGUCCGGAAGAAAAAAGCAGUCUCGGAGCAAUCUCGAGAAAGAACAGCAACUUCUCCUUUGAUCGUGUAUUCGGACCGAGCACGCAAAAUGCCGAGGUCUUCGAUGAGAUCAGCCAACUGGUGCAGAGUGCUCUGGACGGAUACAAUGUGUGUAUCUUCUGCUACGGCCAAACCGGCAGUGGUAAGACCUAUACUAUGUCAUCUCUCGACGGCAUGAUUCCCCGGGCAGUGCACCAGAUCUAUGAGACAGCCACUGGCUUGGAGGAGAAGGGCUGGCGGUACACAAUGGAGGGCAACUUUGUUGAGGUGUACAACGAGAAUUUGAACGACUUGCUGGGCAACCCCGACGACCUGGACAAGAAGAAGCUCGAGAUCCGACAUGACAUGCAGAGAGGAAAGACGAUCAUCACCGAUGUUACUACUGUUCGCCUCGACUCACCCGAGAUGGUUGAAACCAUCCUCAAGAGAGCAGCCUCCAACCGUUCCGUCGCAGCGACCAAAGCCAACGAAAGAUCCUCUCGGUCGCACUCCGUCUUCAUUCUCAAACUCAUCGGCGAGAACGACAUCACAGGUGAACGCAGCGAGGGAACCCUCAACCUGGUUGACUUGGCGGGUAGUGAGCGUCUCAGCCACAGUGGGGCAACCGGCGAGCGCCUGCGUGAGACACAGAACAUCAAUCGCAGUCUGAGCUGCUUGGGCGAUGUGAUCGCCGCUCUGGGACAAGGAAAGGAAGGCGGACAUAUUCCCUACCGCAACAGCAAGUUGACCUACCUCCUCCAGUUCUCCCUUGGCGGCAACUCGAAGACCCUGAUGUUUGUCAUGGUCAGCCCGCUGCAAGCCCAUCUCGCGGAGACCUUGACCAGUCUCAAAUUUGCCACCAAAGUACAUAACACGCAUAUUGGGACGGCCAAGCGGCAGGCGCGAGUCCGCGAAUGCUGAAUGCGGUGGAGGCUUUUUGCGAAUUGUCGAAUGAUACCUUUUGAGUUCCUUCUUUUGUAUGUUGGCGAUAACUGUGGGAUGUUGGCCUUAAUGAUCCAGGCCUUGGCAGCGGCGUCUUGGAGUCUUAUGCUCCGUCAAGUGACAGUUUAAUGAGCAACAUCAGUUCUCU